Messenger RNA from Diceros bicornis minor, 2933 nucleotides. It is a transcript of the gene RADX, whose product is annotated as RPA1 related single stranded DNA binding protein, X-linked. Gene Ontology annotation, cellular component: replication fork. Gene Ontology annotation, biological process: regulation of DNA repair. Gene Ontology annotation, molecular function: single-stranded DNA binding. The transcript has 14 exons. The coding region runs from base 128 to 2698 and encodes 856 amino acids. The record is from RefSeq and is a predicted model, not a curated record. Lineage: Eukaryota; Metazoa; Chordata; Mammalia; Perissodactyla; Rhinocerotidae.
GCGGAGCCUAAUCAGUCAGCAGGGGCAGAGUAGCGAUUGCCGCUCGAGCGCGCGAUUUCUUCUCCUCUCAGCUUUAGACCCGGCAAACUAGCUUUUGGGAUUGAAGAGGGUACGCGAUUACCCCACAAUGUCUGGUGAGUCAGGCCAACCUCAGGCCGGCCCCUCACAUGCUGGGCCAUACCCGCGGAACCCUGAGAGAAUUCGGGCUAGGGUCCCGGGAGAGGUGAUACGAAGGGCCGGUGCCCAAGGGCCCAGGUCUUGGAUCCAAAGGAUUCUUGAGCAAAUAACCGACUCACCUCGCCAGUGGGUCACCCCCUCGGAGGUAGUGCCUGUCGCUGUGCUGGCCGUCCAAAGGUACCUGUUAGAGGAUGAGCCACGCGACACGAUACCCAAACCUCCCCUUUACUGCUAUGAUGUGACGAUCUCGGACGGGGUGUACCAGGAAAAGUGCUACCUGGACCCCAGCCUGAAUUCUCUCGUAUAUAAAAAUAUUCUUAAAGUUGGCAUAGAAAUGAGAAUUUCCAGAGUCUCGUGUCUUUACAACGAGAGAAGGUUAGGUCAGGGGAUCCUGUGCAUAGAUAGCGUCCGCUGUGGGGAGACCUUGGAAGCUAUUUCUUUAGAAACUCCCUUCAGAAAUAGAGCGCACGAGGAGAUACCCGAGAGGCCUUUAAGGGGCGCGAAGAGUCAUUACCUGGCCCUGUGGAAUAACGAAGAUCCGUAUGGAGAUAUCUGGUUAACCGACAAGCAGCCUGAGGAAUACAAUUUUAACGAUACCAGAAUAAUCUCCCUUUCUCACCUUGAAAUGACCUGGGCUAGGAGAAGAAGUUUUCCUGCUUUGCUUGUGAGAAUCUUGCAUAAAUCGAAACUGCGAUACUAUGGAAAACCUGAUAAAAAUAUGAUUGAGCCAUACCAGACCUUUUUGGAAGUUGCUGACAGUUCAGGCACUGUGUCAGUGAUUAUGUGGAAUGCCCUGUGUCCCGAGUGGUAUAAAAGUUUGCGAAUUGGUUUAGUUCUUCUGCUUCAAGAUUAUUCUGUUAAAAAGAGUUAUCCAUUCAGGAUGCAGCCUCUCCCUGUGGAUCCACAGAUCAAAUUAAUUUCUACAAUGGAAAUCUGCCUGAACCUUCGAGACCCUCCAAAUAAUAUAAUUAUCAUUCCAGAAAAGCAGGUGAAACCAGAAUGGAGAUUGCCAAAAUUAAGUCCCCGCUUUAUCACAAGAUCAGAACUGAAUGAUAUGCCAGCAAAUCGUAUCUGUGAUGUUAUUGGCGUUUUAGUUUUUGUAGGAAGGGUCCAGCGGUCAAAAAAGAAAGAAAGCCGUGAAGAUUUUUGGUCCUAUCGCUGGAUUCACAUUGCUGACGGGACUUCAGAACAACCUUUUAUAGUGGAACUGUUUUCUACGUCUCAGCCAGAAAUCUUUGAAAAUAUUUACCCAACGACAUGUUUUAUGUGUACACAGUUGAAAGUUGUCAGAAAGGACACUCAGGUACCUAAACUGCUUUACCUCACCACUACAAAUGAGAGUCGAGUGUUUAUUGCUGGUCAUAGAGGCCAGCCGUAUGCCAGCAAUACCAAGGUAAAAAACUUUAUUCAGUGGAUUAAAACAAUGACUGAUUCUGGAGAACUGAAGAAUACUGUUAUUGGUGGCUAUUACCCCUAUCCACCAGUGCCAGAGACGUUUUUGAAGUACAGUAAUUCUGUUAAAGUUGAGUCGCUCCUGACAGCCAUAAGUGAAGUGAGGAAGGAGGUUGAAGACUUGCAGUAUAGGGAACAGAAGCGCAUUGCAAUUCAGGGGAUAAUUACUGCUAUAAAGUAUAUCCCCCAUAGCGUUCCAACUGAAAGAGCCUCAGCAUCAGAAACACUUCGGAAUGCUAACCGACCCUCAACAUCCCAGGCAGCUAGACCAGAAAGUCAGAGUCAGGAAAGAGAUGGUAAACAGCGUCAAGACGAUGGUCCUGUGAGUUCUCAGGGUUUUCAAGCUACAAAUACAAGUUCGAGUCCUGCCAAGAAAAAAAGAAUUCUGCAAGGGCCAUAUGCCAAACCAGUUCCUGUACCUCAGCCAGAAACUUCUGCACAAACACAAAAUAACCAAGGCAUGCCAAGCACUGUCCAACGUCGAGAAAGCAUAAGCACUCGUGCCAUUGGGAAAGCCAGAAAAACCAUAAGUGAUAAGUGGGAAAGUCAACUGUGGAGAGAGAAAAAGUUUGACUUAACACAUUUUCUGCAUUAUAGCCGUGUUUAUCCUGAAAGUUUUCCACGGAAAUUUAGUUUUGAACAUAAAAAGUUUCUUACUGAGCAGUAUAAUUCUCAGCCUGCAAAAUACGUACCACCAGAAAGAAGGCCCCCAAAACUUGAUGAUUUUAAGAGCGCCCGAAGCCUUGGACAUUUUGAAGUAACCAUCCUAGGUCUGAACCAUGAGAUAGCAAUCAAUGUUGCAUUCCUACCCAUGUAUUGUCCGGAAGAUAUCCGAACAGCUCAAAUAGACACAUUAUUAACCCAAAUGAAUUACAGCUGUGUGUAUCCACAGGAAAUAACUGGCAAUGACAGAUUGCCACGUCCAAGAGCACUUGCAGGUGAUAUUAUAAAAGCAGUAACUGAACUGGAUAGAGUGCAUAUCAUCGGUAUCUUGGAUAUCUGUAAUUUGGGUAACAAUAAAGUAGAAGUCUAUUUGCAGAAAAUUUAUAAACCAGAGAAUACUUCUUAAAAAUUAGCAAAUGAAAUUACUACAGAUUAUAGAGAGGGCACUGCUUUAAAGAUAUCCUGUCAUUUUGUUGUUAAUUUCAGUAACUGUUUUUCAGCAAGAAUAUUACAUAAGCUCUAGUUAUUAAAUGGUUUUAUGUUUGUCUUAUAUUUAGAACUAACAUACUUCAUUUUAAAUUCAUUAUUGAAAAGGUCAUCACAACAGUUUUUGUGUGUCAAGAAAAUUUACCUUAUUUCUA